This is a messenger RNA of Acanthosepion pharaonis, 687 nucleotides long. The record is from the annotation of a GenBank genome assembly. NCBI's taxonomy places the organism in Eukaryota, Metazoa, Mollusca, Cephalopoda, Sepiida, Sepiidae.
AUGAGUGCUAGCAAUAGGGUCUCAUCAUUUGCCACUCUAGGUUGGUUUCUCUUGGGGCUUUCUCUGGGUAGAGUGGGGACUGGUCUUCUCAUCCUCAUUGUCUCUCCCUUUCCACUCUCAGCACCCUUUUCUUUGGACAAUUCUUUCUUAAAUGUCCAACCUUUUCACAUUGCCAACACUUUCGCCAUUUACAGUUGGCUGAAAAAUUUCCAGCUACACCGUACGUCCAGUACCUCAGAGGGCUUAUUUUUAUUGGGGCCACCCUGCCUCUUAUUUCUCUACGGGGGUCACAAUGUCGUUUCCCGAACGCUUAUCCUUCUUCUCGCACCAUCUCAAAGUCUGUCAACCCGUAUACUAGCUGUUUCUUUUGGACAGCUAUCAUCCAAACGUGGAAUUCAGUCGGGUUGCCUCAGUAGUCAGCUGAAGACCUCCUCUAAAAAGAAGGCCCCUCCCUCCACACCCUCUGACCCAUCACAUUCUUCUCAGCACCUCUUAGUAGAGAGAACUUACCUGCCACUCCAUCCACAUCCACAUUUUUUCCCAUCCCUCAACCCCUCUCACCCAACUCUCAGAAAUUCUCUCCGGGCUCUCUCUCUCUCUCUCUCUCUUCCGUUCGCCUCUUCCUUUCUUUUCCUCCCGUUUCUUCCUCUUUCUCUUUCUCUCUCUCUUCCGUCUGCCGCUUUUUAA